Sander lucioperca (pikeperch) is the source of this 10151-nucleotide messenger RNA. RefSeq names its product microtubule associated serine/threonine kinase family member 4 (gene mast4). The record is from RefSeq and is a predicted model, not a curated record. NCBI's taxonomy places the organism in Eukaryota, Metazoa, Chordata, Actinopteri, Perciformes, Percidae. Bases 327 to 7844 code for a protein of 2505 amino acids. Gene Ontology annotation, molecular function: magnesium ion binding; protein binding; ATP binding. The transcript is spliced from 30 exons. Gene Ontology annotation, biological process: peptidyl-serine phosphorylation; intracellular signal transduction.
CUUGUGCAUUCAUGAAGGCAGUGACAGCAUGGACUCACGCUGUUUGGAAAGUAAUGCACUACAAAACCCAAAGAGAGGCAACUUGUAACUGAAGUGGAGACUUCAGCCUAACGCGUACAUUCAUAUUUAACUGGGUCGAUAAGUAUUUUAAUAUCGCCAUCACAGACUUUCCGCAACGUCGUGACUUUGUUUUUACCCGGGGUAUCCUUUUAUAGGCUCGCGACUUAUAACCAAAAUGAACUCACUGGACAGGUGCGUUGACAGGUUAAUUUAUCUUAAUCUUUGAAUUGGGUUGUUAUUGCUUUGAAAAUUGGGGAUAAUAUAAAAUGGAGCAGAAACGUUUGUCGUGUGGAAGUGAGUCGUCGUCGUCCGGUUCGAGCACCUUGUCCGAGGAAGAAGAAAUGACGCCCUUCCUGGACAGGAAAGUUUCUGGAGAUGGAGAUGACGGCCACAACUCGGACUUUGAAAGUGUUAACGAAGUGGAGGGCGACAAGGAGACACCAAGAGAAGAAGAAAGUGAGGACGAAGACGAAAAGUUGGACAACAUCCUUUACCCUCCCUCCGCUUACCUCAGGAAGUCCAGUAACCCCGAGUUGACUCGGGGAUUAAGUCCUGCUCUCAAAUUAAAGCGACAUCUCAGUGACGAUGGAAAACAUGUUCGAAGACGGAGUCUCGGAGGUGGUCUCACAGGAAAGUACCUUCUGCUACCCUCCCACCCCCAGCAGACACACACAGCUUGGCAGCCGUCAUCUGAGAUGUCUAACCUGGUCCGUAUGUGUUCCCUGAACCUCGGAAAGUCGGACCCCUCCCUCACCUCCAGCAUGAAAGAGCUGAGUCUUCCCAGAAGAGGCAGUUUUUGCAGAACGAGCAACAGAAAAAGCCUGAUAGGAAGCGGUCAGUCUUCAGGUUUACAGCGACCUCACUCCCCUCUCUCAUCUCUUACAGGAACAAGCCCACAAGACAGUCCUAGAAAUUUCUCUCCUAGUGCCUCUGCUCAUUUCUCCUUUGCACGAAGUCAUUGCUACAGAGCAGACAGGACUGAUGGUCGCCGCUGGUCGUUGGCCUCCCUUCCAUCCUCUGGAUAUGGAACCAACACGCCCAGCUCCACCGUCUCUUCAUCCUGUUCAUCACAGGAGAAGCUGCACCAGCUGCCCUUCCAGCCUACGCCUGAUGAACUGCACUUUCUCUCCAAGCACUUCUGCACUGAGAGUAUCUCCGGGGAUGAAUGCCGCAGAGCGACGGCCAUGCGACCCCGCUCACGCAGUCUCAGCCCUGGAAGAUCUCCAUCAUGUUUCGACCAUGAGAUUAUCAUGAUGAAUCACGUCUACAAGGAGCGGUUUCCUAGAGCCACAGCUCAGAUGGAGGAAAGGAUUCAGGACAUCAUCCGCAGCAACUCUCCAGAGAGCGUCCUCCCUUUGGCAGAUGGUGUGCUUGGCUUUGCCCACCACCAGAUAAUUGAACUGGCCCGUGACUGUCUGGAGAAGAGCCGGCUAGGACUCAUCACCUCCAGCUACUUCUGCGAGCUCACUGACAAGCUGGAGAGGCUUGUUCAGGAGUCCACAGAAAGAUCAGAAAGCGAGGAGGUAAACUUCAUCAGAGAGCUGGUGAAGAAGAUCCUCAUCAUCAUAGCCCGACCUGCUCGACUGCUGGAAUGCCUGGAGUUUGACCCAGAGGAAUUUUACCACCUUUUGGAGGCCGCAGAAGGACACGCUAAAGAGGGCCAAGGCAUCAAAACGGACAUCCCUCGUUACAUCAUCAGCCAGCUGGGACUCACAAGAGAUCCUCUGGAAGAAAUCGCUCAGCUGACCAGCUGUGACAGCGGUAUUGCAGAAACACCAGAAACGGACGACUCUUCUCACAGCCUCAGCACAGCCUUGCGGUGCCGGCGUAAACCCUGUGAAUUGGACUUUGAGAUGACAAAACUCAUCAGCAAUGGUGCCUAUGGAGCUGUUUACCUGGUUCGGCACAAGGAAACGAAGCAGCGGUUUGCCAUGAAAAAGAUCAACAAGCAGAACCUGAUUUUGAGGAAUCAGAUACAACAAGCCUUUGUGGAGAGAGACAUCCUUACCUUUGCCGAGAACCCUUUUGUGGUGUCCAUGUACUGCUCCUUUGAGACGAGGCGGCACCUGUGUAUGGUCAUGGAAUAUGUUGAAGGUGGAGACUGUGCAACCCUUUUGAAGAACAUGGGUCCCCUGCCUGUGGAUAUGGCCAGGAUGUACUUUGCAGAGACAGUGCUGGCUCUGGAGUAUCUCCACAACUAUGGCAUCGUCCACAGGGACCUCAAACCAGACAAUUUGCUGGUUACAUCAAUGGGACACAUUAAGCUGACAGAUUUUGGGUUGUCCAAAGUUGGGCUGAUGAACAUGACCACGAACCUGUAUGAGGGACAUAUAGAGAAAGAUGCAAGGGAGUUCUCUGAUAAGCAGGUAUGUGGAACCCCAGAGUAUAUUGCACCAGAAGUGAUCCUGAGACAAGGCUACGGGAAGCCGGUGGACUGGUGGGCGAUGGGCAUCAUCCUCUAUGAGUUCCUUGUGGGCUGUGUGCCUUUUUUUGGAGACACACCAGAGGAGCUGUUCGGACAGGUCAUCAGUGAUGAGAUCAACUGGCCUGAGGGAGAGGAUGCCCCACCUCCUGACUCUCAGGAGCUCAUCACCUUGCUCCUCCGACAGAAUCCUCUGGAAAGGAUGGGUUCAGGCGGAGUUGCCGAAGUGAAGCAGCAUCAGUUUUUCGACAACCUGGACUGGAACAGCCUGCUGAGGCUUAAGGCUGAGUUUAUUCCUCAGCUGGAGUCUGAAGAUGACACCAGCUACUUCGACACCCGCUCUGAGAGAUACCAUCACCUGGAGACAGAGGAAGAGGAUACAAAUGAUGAAGACUUCAAUGUGGAGCUGCGGCAGUUCUCCUCUUGUUCUCACAGAUUCUCUAAGGUUUACAGCAGCCUGGAUUUGUCCCGUGGGCACCUGGAGGAGAAGGGAGAGACGGAGGGGAAGAAGAGUGAGAGCCCACUGACUGUUGACUCUCUCAGCUGGACACCAGACUUUGCUGAAAUGCCCUCGCUGUCCCACUCUACAGACGCAGACGGUCUGAAUCAGGGCCCUCUUCCCAACUUGUUGCCAAAGUUUGCCAUCUCAGCAGAGAGUGAAGGAGACGAGACCUCAGGCCUCGGUGACCCCAGCAAGACCUCCUUCUCCACCGGAGAGCUACUGCAGGAUGAGCCUGACGCUACCACUCCAGGCAGCACUCACAGUGGAGCCACGCUCUCUGGAAGCUUCUCAGAACAUCUGGACCAGUUGACACCCAGAGGUGAGGUGGUGGAGAGCCCCGACAGUACCAGUCAUACCUCGGCAGACCAGGGGGCUCAGACUAGCUCUCUGCGGCCUGAGAGUGCUGCAGAGAAGACCGGAGCUGUGGCAAAAGUCCCAAAGUCUGUCUCAACUGGUGCCCUGUCCCUCAUGAUCCCUGGGGAUAUCUUCGGGGUGUCUCCGCUGGCCAGCCCCCUCUCUCCGUACUCCCUCUCCUCAGACCCGUCCUCACGAGACUCCUCUCCAAGCCGAGACUCCUCCCUCUGUACGACCAACCCACGGCAGCCCGUCAUCAUCCACAGCUCAGGGAAGAAGUUCGGCUUCACACUGAGGGCAAUCCGGGUGUACGCUUGUGACGGUGACAUCUACACCGUCUACCAUAUGGUCUGGAAUGUAGAAGACGGUGGUCCUGCACAUAAAGCAGGACUCAAAGCUGGAGACCUCAUUACUCAUGUGAACGGAGAACCAGUUCACGGUCUUGUCCACACUGAAGUGGUGGAGCUCCUGCUCAAGGUAAAUGAUAAUAGUGGUAGCAAAGUGGCCAUCUCCACAACCCCCUUUGAAAAUACUUCGAUAAAAACUGGUCCAGCCAGGAGGAACAGCUACAGGAGCAAGAUGGUGAGAUGUGCCAAAAAGCCCAAGAAGGAGAAGACACCAGAAAGGCGCCGCUCCCUUUUCAGGCGUUUCGCCAUGCAGCCCUCUCCUCUCCUGCACACAAGCCGCAGUUUCUCCUCUCUCAACCACUCUCUGUCAUCUGGUGAGAGUCUCCCUGGCUCCCCCACCCACAGUCUCUCCCCUCUUUCCCCUACUGCUACCUUCCGCCACACACCAGACUUCACCCAGUCAGGUGGCAACUCCUCCCAGAGUAGCUCCCCCAGCUCCAGUGCUCCAAACUCCCCUGCAGGCUCAGGCCACAUUCGUCCCAGCACCCUCCAUGGCCUGGGCCCCAAACUGCCAGGUCAAAGGCUUCGCCAGGGGCGCCGCAAGUCUGCCAGCAGCAUUCCCCUUUCUCCUUUGGCUCGCACACCUUCACCAACCCCCCAGCCAACAUCUCCUCAGCGCUCACCCUCUCCCCUUCUCAGUGGGCACCCUGUUGCCAUUUCCAAGACAAACCAAGCCAAGAUACAUUCCCCACCCACAAUUGUACGUCAUAUUGUGCGCCCCAAAAGUGCUGAGCCACCUCGCUCUCCCCUGCUAAAACGUGUCCAGUCUGAGGAGAAGCUGUCCCCCUCUUACACAGGAGAUAAGAAGCACCUGUGUCCCAGAAAACACAGCCUGGAGGUGACCCAAGAGGAGGUGCACGAUGAGGAACUGAGGCCUGCGGAGCGGGAUUACACCAUCUUGCAGAGUGUGGAAGAAACAUUCUGUGAGCCGCUGGCAAUCAACCGUAUUCGACCUGUUGAGCAGGGAUGCUUAAAGAGGCCCGUCAGUCGCAAGAUGGGCCGGCAAGAGUCUGUUGAGGAGCUUGACAAGGAAAAGCUUAAGUCUAAGAUGGUUGUAAAGAGACAGGACUGGUCAGAGAGGAGGGAGUCUCUACAGAAGCAAGAUGCCCUGCGUGAAUCUGACUCAUCCCCCUUGUGUGGUGAUGACAGGGAUGAAACUUUUCUGGUUCGAGGCCAAAACAAAACCCAGAGCAUCCCAGACUCUGGCCCUAAGGAGGCCAAAGCUGCUAGCACAACCCUCAAAGAUGUGCUAUAUAAGAAACUUAACACACGUGUCUCUGAGGGCAUCGCUGAAACAUCUGGCGGCUGCUGUGAAAAUGACGGAGGACUCAGAUCAACUCUCUGCUCUAUUCACCCCGAGUGGCAGCACUCCAGACAGGGUAAAGAUAACAUGAAGCCAGACAGAUUGGACUUCAAAGCUCCCAAUAUUGAGUUCACUAGGAAGAGGCUGUCGUUUGAAGAACGAGAAGACUGCAUGUGUCGGUUGUCCUCCAGCAUCCACGAGAACUUGCACUUUGGCUCCACCAGGUCUAAGAGCCUCCAGCUGGACACGGCCAUGUCUCAUGAGCACAUGAAAGCAGGGCUAGGAAGUGUUCACUCCAUCCCGGAAGGUCUGUCCCCCAAGCUUUUCUCCGGUAGAGGAGAGAGCGCUGUGGAAAAACUCCAGCUCAUCUCCUCCGCAGAGUCUCCGCUUCGAAAGACAUCUUCUGAAUAUAAACUUGAAGGACGUCACGUCUCCUCUCUCAAACCUCUGGAAGGCACCCUGGAUAUUGGUCUGCUCUCAGGGCCCAGAGUCUCGAAAACAGAAACCUGUUUAUCUAAGAUGGCGGAGAACACAAGCGACGGUGUUGCUUUGAGUCCUCCAAUUUGGCUCCAGACCCCUGCUGAGAGACAAAUAACCAUCCCCCAACUGAAAACUACAGACAAGCUGAAGAGCCCCCUGACUUGUUCGGCAAGCCCUGAAGCUGUUUCUUAUUUAAACAGCACAGUUGCCUCCAAAGAUCAGUCAAAUAAUGCUGCCACAGAGGUGAAAAUCAGUACAAGUAGCGAGAAAACACAGGAUAGACAUAGUGAAUCAGUAAAGGCUCAAACCAGUAAAGUAGAGGCCUCAAGCUUUACUGUUAAACAAGAGAGCAGGGCGGGUAUGAAGUCCACUUCCUCACUGGCUCAUGAACACAGAGGCCCUCGACACAGCUCCCACUUCUCCUCCUGUGGAAAAACACCCUCCAUACGGGAAGUCAGCAAUGAAGAUCAGGAGGAUGAAGUGGAGCAGGAAGUCACACCACACACUACAUCACCAUAUACCGACAGCUGCAAGACAGUAGUCUCUUUGACUUCAGCAAAGCUGGAGGUGGACAUUAAAACUGCGGAGACUCCGGCUACAGCUGCCAGCGAACCAUUACCUGUGUUGCCGAAGCAGAGUAUAAACUGUGGUUUGGAUACAGGUCAGCAUCAGAGCUGUGAGAGAAAAACAGCUACUGCACAGAGCUCAAACCUGACCUCUGUUACUGAAGUGACUGUACAGAACAACUCUGCAUCUGUACGCGUUUCAGAGAACAAGCUUUAUAAACAGCAGCCGUUGACCAUCUGCUCUUCAAAUACAGAAACGCAGGCUUCUAUCACAUCUGCUUCUGUGCACGGAAAUAAAACCUGCAGUUUAAAAUCAGAAGAUCGGGACUGCUCGGAAAGAUCCGUUCAUAACGGUGUGCAAUCUAACAGAUUAGCUGUGAAAGUGGUCAGUGAUACAGGCAGCUCAGGCUCAAAGAAGGACGUCAACACGUGUGUCGCAUUUGCAAAAGUGGAGGCAAACCCAAAAGUGGAGCAGAAGAGAGAAGUUUCUACAGUAAACAUGGUCGCCUCAUUAAAUAAUGUUACACUGAGCGUAAAUCAAAAGGAUGACGCUGUUGGUGCAAUAGAUAGUAGUAGCAUGUUGCUGCAGAAAAAAGAGGAUCCCAUCUCACCAAAGACAAAGAAUAAAGACAAUGUGAAACAUUCAGAGCAGCAAUCAAAAAACUAUCCAGCUGAAAAAGCACAACACAAAUCAUCUGAUUCAGAAUACUUCACCAAUAAAAAAGAUGAAACAGUUAUCAGUGUGAAAGAAAACGCUGCAAAACAGAAAUGUUCAUCCUCAGCAACUGCAAAUGAAAAUGUGUGGAUUCCCAAAAGUAAGUCAAGGCCUGACCCACAGCCUGUACCACACACCGCUGUGAAGACGGAGACAAAAACGCUUGAAGUGAAAUCUCACAGUGCGGCUCCUCCCGUCCCAGCAGUCAAGGGCAGUCCAAAUUCAAAACAGAGAGAUCUGUCUAAAGAAUCUGCACUCACCACUUCAAACAUUCAAGUAACCCAUGACUCUAAACUGAAAGAAGCCUCGUUGCCAUCCAAGCGGGAGGAAUCGGUGCAGCUGACACAUUCUACCACUCUUGCUGACGUGAAGCAAAGAGAAUCCCAGCUCAAAAGCUCUGUAGCAACCUCAGCUCAUACAGUUAAAAAAAACACAGAUUCAAAGCUAAAAUCACCCCCUCCUAAAACUGCCCCUUCAUCGUCAACUCUAAAAACUUCUGUACCUCCAACGCCAAUUAUUAAACAAAGUCUUGAUGCCAGACAUAAAGACCCCUCACCCAAAAAUCAAGCCCCGGUCGUUGGAAACAACCAUGGCUCAAAACCAAAAGAAGUUGCUUCAGCUCUUACUGCACCUCAACAUCUGCUGCCAUCAGAUGUUCCCUCCCAGCCUGAUCCGCCACCAGUGCUGCCGAAACCUGCAGUGAAAAAAGAAACCUCGAGCAGUGGCGUCCUCUCAGGCAGGAUCUCCAGCUGUGCACCCCAGGAGACUGUCGUCAAGGUAUCCAAGGAAAACCCCAAGUCUGAAACACUCAAACCGGACAGUCACAAGGGCCCGGAUACCAAAACCACUACCCCUGAUAAACAGGUGUCCUCCAGCAAGAAGGAGCCGGCUGAGAGGAAGAAAAAAGAGGCUGUUCAAGAGAUCACGUCUGCACAGAAAAACGCAAAAAACGCAUCCAGAGCUGCUGCCCCUGACAGAGACACUGGCAGGAAGCAGCAGAAGGAGUCACCACGUAGUUCUAGUAACAAAAAGUAAGGAGGGAAGUUAAAAUAAUGUCCGACAUUGUCGCUCCAGAGAAUCCACAUGUAAUAUAAUGAUAGAAAAUGGUUUGUGCAAACAUCAUCAUGCCUUCUUUUUUUUUUUGAGGACCGGGCAAGCUGUUACAUGCUGGUAGAGAGGUGUGUGUGUGUGUGUGUGUGUGUGUGUGUGUGUGUGUGGGUGGGUGGGUGUGUGUGUGUGUUUAAUAAGAUGACGUAUGACAACACGUGUAGAUGUUUCUAGGUCUGAAUGUAGGCAAUCAUUUGCUGAUCAUUUCUAGUAGUUUUUACAUCAAGAUGAAUGUUUGGAAGUUUUGUUUCUGCUUUGUGCAAUCAGUAUGUCAGAGGCAGCAGGGAGGAGCCUUACACAGGUUGGGAUGUACUGUAGAGUCAGUGCCAUAAAUAAUUUUUAAUUGCACUCUUACUUCUAGACUCGGAGGACCUAAAGUCUUUUAAUGCCGAAGACCACUCAAUUUUGCUCAGCAAUUCAGUUCAGUACAAUCCGAUUAUUGUUAUGUUGGGUUUUUGUGCAGUGGUACACAGAGGGAAUGUCCUGUGCGUUUCACCUUAAACUUAACCUAAAAUCCUCUCACGGUUCUAGAAAUCAUAAAUUAGUGAAGGGGCCUUAAAAUCAUGGGAAAUAAAAAACUUGCUGUUCUUAGCAAGGUGUGGUGUUUAUUCACAUUCCUUUGACAUCUGUACAUAAAUUUUUGAUUUUUAUGCAAUAUGGUGUAAAUAUGAUAACACUGUAAAACUGGGAUUCAUGGGCUUCCAUGAUUGUCGUUUGUAUUAUAUGUAUAGAUUUUGCGAUGCCAUUUGUUUGUAUGCUCAAUAUUAAGAGUAUCUGCUUGAUAACUCUGUGGUCUAAAGUAAGCUACUGUGAUGUAUCUCGUCAAAGACAUCCUCUUCUUUGUGACUUUUAACAUGUUUUCACAUGUUCCAAAAUUAACUUGUCAAGAGAGAAGAAAAGGCAUCAGGGGGUAACUGGGCUUUUCUAAAAAUGUAGCAUUAUAUAAGAAAACUGUGAGGGCUGUCAGCUUUUCCCAAGAAUGUCUUUAUUGUUGAUGUGUUUGCUGGCUGACCACGGUUUAAAUGGAUAGUACACUUUUAAAGUGAGGUUGUAUGAGUCAGUGUAUUACUUACAGUAGAUGGCGGUCAGCACGCCCCCAGUUUGGAGACACUGGAAGCUAAGCAAUGUAGUGCUGUGUACAGGGAGAGCAGCAAAACGUAUUUCAAGACACCUAAAAACAAGGACCACCUAACAAAAUCAAUAUUAUUUAAGUGUACACUAUAUUUAGAAUAUUUUCAGUGCUUUACCUUGCCGUCAAACAGCGCCUUUACAAUGGGGAACUGAAGCUGUUACAUCACUCUCUUCAAAGCCACCAGACUCCUUUGACAAAAACAGUAGUUGUACCUCUGUAGUUGCUGGUCUACUGCUGCCUUGAUCGGUUAGUUUGUGUUUUUGUUAUUGUGUUUUAGAGGGUUAGGAACUAAGAAAACUAACAAAUGAACUGUUCAAGGAAGCGGUAGACCAGCAACUCUAUGCAAGGUAAAAUGUUUUUUGUCAAAGAAGUCUGGUAGCUUUGAAAAGACCAUAGAUGUAUACAACAGCUUCAUUUCCCACGAUGUUAAGGGCUGUCUGACAGCAAGGUAAAGCAGGGAAAGUAAGGUUCUAAUAUAAUGCUCUUUUUAGGUGUCUUAAUAAAAUGUUUUGCUGUGUGGCCCUGUCCACAGCUUAGCUUCUGUUUUGGGACUCCUCCUUGCUGGCGUGCCGACGGCCAUUUACUGUAAGUUAUACACUGACUAUGGAUUAGUAACUUAUACAACCCCACUUCAAAACAUCCAAACUAUCCCUUUAGAGAGUGUACAAUAUGAACUAUUGUGUUUGAUUAAUGAGAUGAACCAGGUGUUCUGUUUGCCAAUAAUUACUGUAGUAGGUUUCUGAAGGCUUUAGGCAUCACCCUGGUUAUGUCCACGUCUGUGCAGAGUGAUGUAAGAUCAAUCACGUGAAUAAGAUAAGGUUACAAGUACACAGAGAGCUUCAUCGUCAGGGUUUCGAUGUCAGGUCUUAGGUCUGUGUUGUUUAAGUCGUGUGUGUGAGUGUUUCGAUGUUUUAAAGGACUCUUCAUAAUGAGCAGCAGCUGGCUUAAAGCUUCACCUGGAUAAAGAUUUUAUACAAUGAAUCCUGAUUAUUCGCAUUGCGUAGUUCACAUGCACAACACACAUUUGAUGUUAAAUACUUGGUACUAUACGUAUAGGCUGUCGUAUAUCUGCAUUCACUUUUUGCAAUUUACUCACGCACACA